Messenger RNA from Helianthus annuus (common sunflower), 366 nucleotides. RefSeq lists its product as uncharacterized. The record is from RefSeq and is a predicted model, not a curated record. The transcript has a single exon. The coding region runs from base 1 to 366 and encodes 121 amino acids. NCBI's taxonomy places the organism in Eukaryota, Viridiplantae, Streptophyta, Magnoliopsida, Asterales, Asteraceae.
AUGGCCUUCAUCUUACUUUAUGUUGACAACAUUUUGCUCAUCACCUCCUCAAAUGCAUUACCUGAUCAGUUUAUGGGAUUAGUCUCUAAUGAGUUCGCAAUGAAAGAUUUGGGUCCGAUUAGUUACUUUCUUGGUGUAUCGGUCACCAAUUACCCGCUAUUUUUAUCUCAAGCAAAAUACGCCAUGGAAAUAAUAGAACGAGCAGGUCUAGCCGAUUGUAACCCGGCUGCAACCCCGGUGGACAAUCAACAAAAACUUAGCAGGAAUUCUGGUACUCCUGUGGCUGACAUCACCGAGUAUCGCCGGCUGGUGGGCGCCUUACAAUGCAUCACCUUCACGCGACCUGACAUUUCUUACGCCGUUUAG